GGCAGUGGGCAGAAACGAGUCAUUCAGGAUGGGUUCUCUACAAGUGAUCAUUGCUUCAGCUCUCUUCUAUGUAUUACUACCACCUGGUGAAUGCAUCACAGGUGGCAAGGAAUCUACACCACACUCCCGUCCCUACAUGGCCUCACUGCAGCUGGAAGGCAAACACAAUUGUGGUGGAUUUCUGAUCUCUAGUCAGUGGGUUAUGAGUGCUGCACACUGUUUCCAGGGCGGCAUUAAAUAUAAGGUGGUGUUGGGUGCUCAUUCCCUAUCUCAGGCAGAGGACAAAAAGCAAACGUUUGAUAUGGCUGCUGUCUAUAACCAUCCUGAUUACAACAAAGAGAAUUAUGAUAAUGAUAUUGCUUUGGUCAAGCUAAGUCAGCCAGUCAUAGAGAGCGAUGCAGUGAAGCCUCUGAAGUUCCAGAGAGCAGGGGGGAGUGAUCCUGAUACAAAUGUUGCUGUGGAAACUGCUGGGUGGGGCUCACUGGACAACCUGGGUAGCCGGCCAGACAAACUCCAUGAGGUGACUGUUGCUGUUAUAAAGAGUUCGAUCUGUGGUCGCAGUAACUCCUAUGGGGAAUCCUUUACAACAAAUAUGCUCUGUGCUGGCAAACCACGCAAGGACACCUGCGAUGGUGAUUCUGGUGGUCCUCUGCUAUAUAAUGGCAUUGCUGUGGGAAUAACUUCAAAUGGAGGGAGGAAAUGUGGUUCCACCAGGAAGCCCGGACUCUACACCAUUAUAUCACAUUAUGAUGAUUGGAUCACCCGCACUAUGACCCAGUAACAUGACCCAGCAGUUUGACUCGUAAAAUGAGCCAUUUUAAAAAAUAAAUAUAUAAAUCAUAUUACUGCUUGUAGGCCUCAUUUUACUCAUUUUAGUUGAAGCAGAUUGACUUUAAUUUUAUCUAUCCAGCCUAUCUAAACUGUUUAUUGUAGUUUGUGGUCUUUUGCUUGUUGUGAUGUCACAGAGGCUAUGCACCACUCUAGUCUUUAAUGGUGUGACAGGUUACUUGCUUUAGCUCACCAGUAUACAGUAUUCACAUUGUUCUUUUUGAAAGUUAAACAGUUUAUUUUUUUUCACAACUAAUAUAUAAGUAUAAUGUGUUUAUUCAGAUUUUAUACCAGAAUAGAAAGUGUUGUCACAACAACAGAUUCCACAUGUAAAUGUUUCUUGCAGCAUCAACGCUAAAUAUUUUGCUAGCUCUCUUUUGUCAUAAGGUUUAUCUUACAAAUGUGAAAUGACCCCUCUGUAGGCAGAUAUCACAGAAAUA
Molecule: messenger RNA, 1268 nt
Organism: Ictalurus punctatus (channel catfish)
Lineage: Eukaryota; Metazoa; Chordata; Actinopteri; Siluriformes; Ictaluridae
Gene: cfd
Product: complement factor D (adipsin)
Exons: 5
Coding region: 29-781 (250 amino acids)
Biological process (GO): proteolysis
Molecular function (GO): serine-type endopeptidase activity
Source: RefSeq, marked provisional